Phymastichus coffea is the source of this 1691-nucleotide messenger RNA. RefSeq names its product alpha-(1,3)-fucosyltransferase 7-like. The transcript is spliced from 4 exons. Gene Ontology annotation, cellular component: membrane. The record is from RefSeq and is a predicted model, not a curated record. Gene Ontology annotation, molecular function: alpha-(1->3)-fucosyltransferase activity. NCBI's taxonomy places the organism in Eukaryota, Metazoa, Arthropoda, Insecta, Hymenoptera, Eulophidae. Bases 198 to 1553 code for a protein of 451 amino acids.
AAGCGGGGCGCAAAGGAGCCGCAAUGAUUCCGGCUUUGACGGGGAGCUCUCGGGCUUGACGCGGCCGCGCUGGAAUUGGGCGCAAGCGCGCGGCGAAUCGGGGGGAGUUUCCACGGCGAUACGCGUCACACGCGCGUCAUCGUACGCUCCGCGUUAGUCGUGGUCGUCGGUUCGCGGUCGAAAAUGCAGUCUCGCGCAUGGCCAGUCAAGAGGAUCGGGAGCGGAGCGCUGCUUGGCGCCGCGGCCGCCGGACUCUCCACAGAUCCUGCUCGGACGGUAUGAGGCGAGCAGCCUGGCUGGUGCUCCUGUUCCUCGGCUGCGUCGUCUGGCUGCUCUACGUUAUCGCCACCGUUGACGAUCGGACGCGGGCCUUGGCGCUCGUCAGGCAGCGCGUCGGCGGGGACCUCGAGCCGAGCGCGGAGGACGCGGAGUGGUCUAGGCGGCGCGCCACGCUGGCCAAGUCGAUCAGUCCGCUCGCCAAUUGGCUGCUGUCCCGCGAGGGUAGCGCGCCCCCGGCGAAGACGACCAAUCGCUCCGAGCCCUUCGUCAUCCUCGUCUGGCAGCACGGACCGUUCCUCGAGCGACGGCACUUGAGGCGAUUCUCUCGAGACAACACGUUCUCGCCGUGGGAAGGCUGCUCGGUCCAGAACUGCCGGCUGACCUACGCUGCUUCGCGGCUGCACAGCGCCGACGCGGUCAUCUUCCACCUGCACCGAACGGCCAACGCGCGCUCGCUGCCUCGGCGCGAGAAUCCGGAUCAGCGCUGGAUAUUCCUCAGCGACGAGUCUCCUCCCAACACGUUUCUGCUGCGCAACCAGAGCCUCGAGGAUUACGACGGGCUGUUCAACUGGUCCAUGACCUAUCGCAUCGACAGCGACGUCCCCGUGCCGUACGGCAGGACGGUGCUGCGAGACAAGGUCGACGACAAAUUUAACGCUCGGGACAUCGUCGCCGAGAAGACGAGACUGGUCGCUGUGCUCGGGAGCAACUGCGCGGGCCAGAACGGACGCUGGGAGUACGUCGCCAAGCUGAAGAGCAUACUCGGCGAGGACUUGGCGAUUCUGGGGCACUGCCAGAACGGCGACAGCAGCGCGUGUCCGGGCCACUUCGAGGCGGACUGCGCGGCCCUGUCGAGGUUCAAGUUCUACCUGGCGUUCGAGAACUCCAACUGCCGCGAGUACCUGACGGAGAAGGUGUUCUGGAACGCCUACGGCAAGCGCGCGGUGCCGGUGAUCAUGGGCGCGCGCAGGUCCGACUGCGAACUGCUGCUGCCGCCGCGCUCCUACCUGCACGUGGACGACUUCGCGGACGCGGCCUCGCUGGCCUCGCGCCUACGCUACCUGGGCGGCGGCGGCGCCGCCGCCGAGUACGCGCGGCUGCACGCCUGGCGCGCCAGGUACCGGGUGCUCGACGAGCACGGCUACUUCGGCAGCGCCUCGCGCCACUACUGCCGCGUCUGCGAGGCGCUCAACUACGCCGAGCGGCCCCGCGCCCGCAAGGUCUACCGGAGGCUCGCCGAUUUCUGGAGCACCCGCGCGCACUGCCGACACUGAGCCCCGCCCCCCCUCCCGCUGGCCCCUGACGCAUGCGCCUCGCGCUUGCGAGCUUGCGCGUACGCACGCACACACGGCUGCGCGCGCGUGGGAUAGUUGUCGCGCGUCAGCUGUGCAGUGGGGAUGCUUACGCUGACA